AUGGUUUGGCUGCAGUACACGGCCACCCGCUCGCAGCGCGCCGCCACCGCCUGCCUCUUCCUCACCGGUGCAGCCCUCAUCGUCGCCGCCGCCAGGCUCUCCUACGCCAACAUCGAGCCCCAGCGCGCCAAGGCCGCCGAGCGGCGGCGCGUGCUCGAGGCCUUCAUCCACCGCAAGCUCGGAGGAGGAGGAUCCGCCUCCGCCUCCCCACAGCAGCAGCAGCAGGAUCCUACCAAGACCGCCUAG
This is a messenger RNA of Miscanthus lutarioriparius, 246 nucleotides long. The record is from the annotation of a GenBank genome assembly. Lineage: Eukaryota; Viridiplantae; Streptophyta; Magnoliopsida; Poales; Poaceae.